AUGGGAGAAUUAAUUAUUGAAAAAAAACCAUGUUGUUUAAUUUGUGAUACAGAAGUACAGAUUAAUCAGUCAUAUUCUAUAUUUUAUACUUUUAUUACAAAUUCUGGGAUUCUUUUAGCUAAUUCAUUGGAAAAAAAUUUGUCUCUAAAAGAUAUAGGUACAUUAUCUUUAAGAAGUAAUUUACUUUGUUUAAAAUGCUUUGAAUAUUUUGAACAACUAACUUAUUGUGAGAGCAAACUAGUUGAAUUAAAAGGAGAUCUGUGGGCUGUUUUUAAGAAAACUUGUGAAAAACAUGGAGAAAAAGCAGAAACUUUUAUCAGAGGAUUAUCAACUCAAACAGAUUAUAGAGUGUAUGAAUGCAGUUGUAAAGAAAAUCAAGGAUAUCUGCAAAUUAAAUUAGAAAAUAUGGAUAAAGGAGAAGGGAAAAAGAAUAGUUUAACUGAUAAUCAUGGCUCUAAUAUUAUUACUUCUGAGGAAGAAAUAGAGAAAUCAGAAGAAAAAUUCAGUUUUGAUGAUGAUCCUCAUUUAACUGGUGAAGGUUCUGCAAAAUGGAAUAAAAAACCUGAAUCAUGCAAAUUAUGUGGAAAAUGGUUCAAAAAGAUGUCAGAGCUUAACCGUCACAUGGUUUGUCACCUGGAGAUAAACAGUGAAGAUUCAGUUAAAGAUUCAUUAUCUUCUACAGGGAAAAAAAAAUUCCACUUCUGUAGUAUUUGUAAUAAAAAAUUUAGGAGACCGUGUGAAGUGAAAGAACAUAUGAUGUCUCAUAAUUGUACCAGUCCUUUUAUUUGUAAAUAUUGUGGUAAAAAACUUAAAUCUAAGACUGGAUCCGUAUAUCACGUAUUAAAAACACAUAAAAUUGACGUAAAUGAUACGAAAAAAUUGGACGAACAUUUUUUUAUAAAUUCUAAUGAGUCAAAGAGCAAGAAUGAAAAUAUUCAUACGAAACCAAAGUCAGAAAAUAUAAAACUAAGGGAAGAGGAAAAACAAUGCUCAUCAGACUUUGAGCAAUCCUACAGUUCUGAAGAUGAACUUCCUUUAGCUGAACGAAGAAAGCAAUUAAUUCAUGAAAGAAUUAAAAAGGAGAGUUCCAAAGUAAUUGACAAACCUGAUACGGAUACAACAGAAAAAACUCAAGUGCCUGAGCGAACGAAGCAUAAAUCAAAAAAGUAUCCUUUGUCUUUUUUAAAAAUUAAACGUGAAAAAGAAGAGGAAAUAUUUUCAGUUACUAUAAAAGAACCAAAAUUUAAAUGUGAUGUUUGUGGUAAAAUGUGGAAAACAAAAGGAGAAUUAAAUGCUCAUAAAAUCACACAUUCGGAUGCUCGACCUUAUAUUUGUGAAAUUUGUGGCCAGGCCUACAAGCAUAAACCUGCUUUAGAUGUUCAUGUUGGUAUGCACAGAGGUAUUUAUCAUCAUCAGUGUUCUUAUUGCCAAAAAGCUUUUACACAAAAAGGAGCUUUACAACGACAUUUACCCAUUCACACGGGAGAUCUGCCCUAUCAAUGUGAAUUGUGUGGAAAACGUUUUGUUCAUCGGACAUCUUUUUCUAUUCAUACAAUGGCUCAUACAGGUAUUCGAAAUAUUCGGUGCAAAAUUUGCAACCUAGGAGUACUUAGCAAAAGUCAUCUUCGACGUCACAUGAGAAUACAUACGGGAGAAAAACCGUACAAAUGUCAGACAUGCGGAAAAGCAUUUGCGGAAAGAUUUGUUCAUCACACAAGUUUUAGCAUGCAUAGUUUAGCUCAUACUGGAAUUAGAAACAUCAAGUGUCAAAUUUGUGGAAUGGGCCUACUCAGUAAAAGCCAUCUUAGGAGACAUACAAGAGUUCAUACAGGAGAAAAACCAUUCUCUUGCACAAUUUGCGGCAAAUCUUUUGCUGAGAGGUACAACCUCGUUGCACACCAACGGAUUCACGAUCCAAAUUUAGUGGGACCAACUCGUCAACAGAAAAAAAAAAUUCAAAAUUGUAAACUAUGUAAUGGAACAUUUGACAAAAUUCAAUCAUUGGAAAAGCACAUGGGAAUCGUACACAAUAAAGAUCCAAAUAUUAUUUCUAAUUCUACAGUUUUUGAAACGGAAAAUUCUUCUAAUUUACUUAAAUCUACAACUGAGAAAUUUCAUAUGCAAAAAUUUGAAGAAAAAGAAACAGCUAAUAAUAAAGGAGAUGUAAUAAAUAUUAUAAGUAAUAAUGGUGAUAAUUCAAAUAAUUUACCCGUGAGAAACUUGCAAAAUAUUCACAAUUCUCAUUUAAGGAAUUUAGAACUUUUAAAAAUAUUGGAAAAUGGUAGAAGUAUCGAAUUGUUAAAAAUGCCAAAUGGAACAGGAGAAAUGGAUGAUAAUUUAAAAAUGUCAGCCAGUGGUCCUGUUAUGCCUUGGAAUUUCAACGGUGCCAAUUUAUAA
Pediculus humanus corporis (human body louse) is the source of this 2397-nucleotide messenger RNA. RefSeq names its product zinc finger protein Kr18, putative. The record is from RefSeq and is a predicted model, not a curated record. NCBI's taxonomy places the organism in Eukaryota, Metazoa, Arthropoda, Insecta, Psocodea, Pediculidae. The transcript has 9 exons. The coding region runs from base 1 to 2397 and encodes 798 amino acids.